UGCCGCUACCGUGUCCGCGUAUACCUGCAGUAUACAAGUCGUCGAACUUUCCACCGCUCGCCCGCCCCGCUCACGUUGAGCAGGCACGUUGACCUGUUGAGUGCCCUUUUGCAUUUUCCUCAUAUUAACAGGAUGGCGUAUCGAUCUUCUGCAGCUGCUCUGGCCUUUUUUGCCGUUCUCUUGUGCGGUCUGCCCAGCUGGUGCGUUGCAAGUGAAGGAACAGCGGCAGCAGAUUUGUUCGUACCAGCUGUGAGCUCUACGAACAACAACGCCCAAGCAGCAGCCAUGGUCUCCACAGGUGUACCAGCCAAAACGAAUCAGCAGGAAGCAGCACACCCCGUAAUUUUUAGGAGUUCGAAAAGGUACGGCUGA
This is a messenger RNA of Toxoplasma gondii ME49, 372 nucleotides long. RefSeq lists its product as hypothetical. NCBI's taxonomy places the organism in Eukaryota, Apicomplexa, Conoidasida, Eucoccidiorida, Sarcocystidae. The record is from RefSeq and is a predicted model, not a curated record. Bases 133 to 372 code for a protein of 79 amino acids. The transcript has a single exon.